AUGACUCGACUUGUAAAACGUCUCGGGGUGCGACAGCAAGUAAUGGCCACAGCACAAUUAUACAUCCGCCGAUUUUACUCGAAGGUCGAAAUUCGGAAAACGAAUCCAUAUUUGGUUCUAGCAACAGCAGUAUAUUUGGCCUCCAAGAUGGAAGAAUCCCCGCAUCAUAUCAGGCUUGUGGUUAGUGAAGGUAGAGGAUUAUGGCCUGAAUCCAAUCUUGCUUGGUCGAUUGUAAAUGACCAUUACAUGACCGAUUUACCGCUCUUUUAUGCACCCCAUACUAUUGCCAUCAUGGCCAUUCUUCUAGCUCUUGUACUUCGACCAAAUGCAACUGGAAUUCAAUCAGCUAGUAGUUCUUCAGCUACGAACAUUGCGAGUGCCGCGCAAGCUGCAUUAGCGGCCGCUGGUCAAGCGAAGAACGGGACCCCUGAUAAACAAGGGGGGAGAACGAAAGUACAAAGAUUCGCAACUUGGCUUGCAGAAAGUACUAUUGACAUUGAAGCAAUCGUCGAUUGCACGCAAGAAAUGAUUUCAUUUUAUGAGGCGCAAGAGCAAUAUAAUGAAAAGCUUACUAGGGAACAGAUCAAUCGAUUUAUCAAAGCUCGAAACUUGGAUAAAUGA
Molecule: messenger RNA, 621 nt
Organism: Sclerotinia sclerotiorum 1980 UF-70
Lineage: Eukaryota; Fungi; Ascomycota; Leotiomycetes; Helotiales; Sclerotiniaceae
Exons: 2
Coding region: 1-621 (206 amino acids)
Biological process (GO): positive regulation of transcription by RNA polymerase II
Cellular component (GO): mediator complex; nucleus
Molecular function (GO): cyclin-dependent protein serine/threonine kinase regulator activity
Source: RefSeq, a predicted model, not a curated record